AUGGCUGUCGAGGACACCGCUUCUUUCCUCACUCGGGUUACGCUGUGUCUUCAGGACCCGAAAAAAGCAGACAAAGCGCCGUCCAAGCUUAAAGCAACAAUACUCGUGUGCUCCCAGAAUCCCGGAAGCAACUCGUGCCGACUCCUACGAAGCUCCUUAUGGGCCUGGUUUCUAGUGGUGACAGCAAUCGAGCACCAACCGGACAUCACGACUUUGUUCGACCGACUCAGUCACUCGGACAUUGAGAUUUCAGCCGACAGACUCGAUAACCUCACUUUGUUCGACCGACUCAGUCACUCGGACAUUGAGAUUUCAGCCGACAGACUCGAUAAUCUCACUGUGCACGAAUCUCUGUAUCAGUUGUUCGAGCACACGUUCUAUAAAUCCCAACGAGCCAGAGACCGGCAAAAUUCCCUCGCUGCAGCCGGCUUUGAAUCUUCGAUCCCCAGCCAUAUCAGGUUAUCCAAGCGACCCCGCCUCGACGAGCUCGAACAACCCGAGCAACGCAGUUCCCGCGAGUCUCCCGAGUCCGAUAGCCCGCAAAUGAGACUCGUCUCUCAAUGCCCAAAUGCCGCUCUUGACGCGGCCUCGAGCUCCUGUGAAGAAACCAUGCAACACCGAUUGGACGCCCCGCCUGCAGUGGCACCGAGCGAGACGUAUGGAAUAACACAAUCGACAAAUGGCAACCGUCAACGUCCUCGGUGGCCGAAGGCUUCGGUUCUCCCCCUGGUCUUUCCACAAAGGAUGUGUGAUGGAGUCGAAAAGGAUGAUAUCUUUGCUCGCAUCGCUGUGUCCUACACACAAAAUCCUGCUCAAUGUUCCUUGGAUAUCGAUGUGACGAGAGAUAUGGUGUCGAUUCUAGCUAACGAGUUAUUUAGCAAGCGUACCAGGUACGACGGGGAGAAUGCCAGGUGGGUUUUGGAGUUGGCGGAUGGCACAGACGUCUCGGUCUGGGGCGAGUUAAAGUUAGAACGUGCUCAAGAGUCCGCUAUAGAGCCUCUCCUAGGGACCUUGGUCUCUACGACUCUCCAAAACAACCCACUACGUCGUCGAGAGUUGGCAAGGGCGAUGCUCAUUCGCCCAAUCGGCUCAGGGUGA
Molecule: messenger RNA, 1098 nt
Organism: Ilyonectria robusta
Lineage: Eukaryota; Fungi; Ascomycota; Sordariomycetes; Hypocreales; Nectriaceae
Exons: 3
Coding region: 1-1098 (365 amino acids)
Source: RefSeq, a predicted model, not a curated record